UUAGAUGUGGCCCUUGUGGCUAAAAGGAUCAGGGGGUAUGGAGAGAAGGCAGGUACAGGAUACUGAGUUGGAUGAUCAGCCUCGAAGGGCCGAAUGACCUACUCCUGCACCUAUUUUCUAUGUUUCUACAAUGUCUCAGAAAUGUCUUGUGGAUUUAGCCAGGCUAAGUAUUGAAUCAAUCAUUGCCAGAACAAUAAAGUUUUGUGCUGUGAUCGGAAUUUUUCACAAAAAAGGCCAGGAAAGCUCUUUAAUUAAAGUAAAUAAUUAUGUCAUUUCAUGAUCUGAUCUGCUUUGAAAUACAGAUUUUUUUGUGUGAAUUCUUCCUCCUUAUCAGUAUUGUAGCAUAAAAAAAGAUGUUCAAAACAAAUGUGCAUUCUUCUUUCUGAUCAUUUUAUUUUAUUUAUAUUCAUCAUGGAGGGAGUAUAGGAGCAUGAGGCCUCAAAUGCAGAAAAUCAACAGAGCGCUCCAUUCCACCCCUCUCUCAUCUUCUAUACCCCUUUUUGCCUUUCAGGCUACAGCUCAUGGCAUAAACCGGCAGUGGAUAAAAACAGGAUGACUAAUGGAGAAGGGACGGGGCCCGAAAGAAACUUUGUACCCACUGAUAAAAUUCCUCUCAGAGGCCCCGUGUACAAGCACACCCAGGUCUCGUUGCACCUCCCUUUUUCCUAAUCUGAUACUAUUCAGCCACUUUAAAUUAGAAUCAUGUGGAGGUGCAUUUGUGGAAUUGAAGAGUCCCUUGCAUCAUCGGAGGUAAGUAUUUUUGUAAUUUCCUGUUGUUGCAUUGCAUUUACAAAAUUUGUAUUUGUAUUAUCGCCGGAGUCCCAUUGUUCUUCACGGCAGUCCCCUCACGCCCGGUUCCCAUUGUCUUCCCCUAGCCCCCCGCCCCCUCCCCCCACUCUCAUUGAACGAUGAUUGCGGGUCGAUCAUGAAGCCCCACUGCCGCUGAGGAUCCCGUUGCCACUGAGGCUCCCGUUGCCGCUGAGGCUCCCGCCACCGCCGAAGCUGCCGUUGCUGCUGAGGCUUCCAUCACCGCCACUGCUUAGGUUCCCUCAGCCCAGGCAGACCUCGCCAUCCGGCUUCACCUCGGUCCCCUGGGAGGCCUGUGGGGCGAGUCCAGCAUGUUCCAGUCGGCGGCGCGUUUGUUUAAAACAUGCAUUGGCUUUCAUGCAUUCCAUAUUAAUGCACUUCUCAAGUCACUGAAUAUUUCAAUACUGUUUUUCUCUAAAGUCUGAUUCACUAUGAUGCAGUUAUUAAUAGUGACCAAUUAUUCUGCAGGCACUGAGCUGCAGGUCUACUACAGGUAAGUAUUUGGUGGCUGGUUUAUCUGAGCAGCUGGCUCAGUAUGAACAGCUGGUAGUGCAGCUCAUAGACCAAUAUCCGGACAAAGAGACCCAGCUACAAGUGAGAGAUGAACACCUUAAGGUAACAUCAAUUCCAGUUGAAUAUUUGUUACCCUCACUGAGUGAGCUAUUACAGUGAUCUGUGUACUUUGUGUUUGCAUUUCUGCAGUUGGAUUUCACUUUAAAGCCUGAAAAUUCAGUCCAAAAUAUUGCAAGUUUUCUUUUUAACAAUAACAAUUAACAAUGCCUCUUAUUUUCUAAAGCAAAGACUAUUGUUAAACCGUUUCACGUCGUGUGUCGGAUCUUUUCAAGGAAAUUGAAAGAAUGACUUCACACUUGGUUUAGAAGGUUGUACUUCAAAAUAGACUACAAAAUGUUAUUGAAAAGUCAUACUCAAAUGAUUUAAGCAGAAAGUCAUGCCUGAUGUUUCCAGUACAAUACUGAGAGAAUGCUGCAGCUGAAGUGGCAACUUUCAAAUUAAAUGUUAAAUUAAAUCGUGUUUGGUGUCUCAGGUGGAUGUGAAAUAUUUUAUUUUGGCAAAUUUUAGAGAAAGAAAUGUGUUUUCCAGGGUGACUUUUCCAGUCUUUACCCCAAAAUUUCAAGUAGUUAAUUUGUACAUUAUCACAUAUUUACUAUUUUCAAAUUAGUUACAUGGUUUACGACAUUCCAAUGUUAAUUGAACAAUAAAGGUCCCUUAUAAGCAACGUUGGCUGGUUCGGCAGGCCCGGCAGAAAUGUCCAUCAGGUCCGGCAGAAAUGUUUCCCAGCCAGUUAAAAGAAGCAAGGGUGGGAACAGCUGAGGUUCUGACUAAAUGUUUUCAGUCUUCCCUUGCCAAAGGAAUGGUGCCAGAAAAUUGCUCAAAUUGUCGAGGAGUGCUUCCUGUUAGUAUAUAAUAGCAAAGAUGAAAUUGUACAGGAGAAGAUGCAGAUGGGAUUUAGUUUAGUUAAUUGUCACAUAUCGAGUAAACUAUAAAAGAAUACAAGACUCGGAGGGAUUGCCGUGAGUGCAGUGAUCUUGGAGUCUGGUGCGAGUGCGGACGGCUUUCUGACUUUGGGCGGACAGGGAAUGCAGAGAGAGUACAGCGGUCGGUGAAGGAGCAUGUGUGUAGCCUGGACAUUGAACUGAUGGCUGUGGGUCUCCGCCUAUGCUGGGUGCCCUAGAGAUUCUCACACACCGCUGUGGUGGCUGUUUAUGUUUAAUCUUUAUGUAGUUUUGUGUCUUGUUGCUUUUUUGGUAUGACUGUGGUAAAUCAAAUUUUACUGUACCUCAGUGCAUGUGACAAUAAAGGACCAUUAAACCAUUGAAUGUAAAUUAAUAAUUUCAUCCCGUGAUUUCAUUAUGAUAAUUUUAAUAUCUUAAUAACAAGGUGGAAUUGAAGAAUUGGUGCUCUUGAAUUACAAAUGUUGCGUGUGUGUGAUUUCCAUUCUAUGUUGCCCAGUUUUUAUCAUUGUUAGGAGGUAUUAAUCAAGUUAACUUUCUCAGUUACUGGAAGACCUCAAGGUAAAACUCCGUGAAAACGAAGAAGCAUUAUUGGAAAAGACGCAACUUGUCGAUGUGUUGCAGAAAAAGCUUAAUAGGAAUAAUCGGGAUCUAGCGUUGCUGGAAGACUUCAACGAAAAACUCUGGGAAAGGGAAGAGGAACUGCGAGAAACAACAGAACACGUGAAAGUACUGCAGACAAAGCUGGAAAGGAAGAAUUGUGUGAUAAUGGAGUUAGUUGAAGAUGUAAGAAAGCUUGAAGAUAAGAAUGAGGACCUGGACAACAAGUAUUACGCUGAAGAUUACGCCAGCCAUAUCAAGAUCUGUGGUUUGAGGGCGACCCAUAAAGCUGAAUUAACAAAUCUCAAAGAACAAGUGACGCUUCUGUACCAAGAGGCUGCAAGAUCAGAGGAAAGUUCUUUGUCAAUGGAAGCCUCAUACCUGUCUAAAAUCGGCCAGAUCCAAGAGGAGCUGGACAAUGUACAGCUUGUUUCUGCUCAGAAGCUUCUGCUGGAGCACAAAGAUGCGGAGAUUGACUAUGAAGAGGAGGACGACCAGUUAUACCUAAAAGUGAACUGGCCACAAUACGUCGAGGCACAAAAUGAGAAGCUUCAAAAAAUAUUGGAAACAUAUGAAGAGCAAUACCAGAACAUGCAAAUAAGUGAAUCUGAAUCUGCAGAGGAACUGGUGAAGUGGCAAGAAACGGAUUAUAAACCAACACCGAGCCAUGACAACAAUGAGUGGACUGUGAUGGAAUUAAAGAUGAAUCAAGUUGAAGAAAAAAAAGAAGAUUUGAUCUCAGAACUGCAGGAGCUUGAGGAGGAAGUGGGGGAUCUUCAGAUACAAGGACAGGGUCAAGGAUGGACAACGCAGACCACAGCUGGCCAAAAGCUUAUGGAAAAGGAAGAACUGGAAAGCAUUCAACAAUCAACACAGCAGGAGCGCAGAGAGCAAGAUCCGUCCUGCAAGAAUGAAUUGGCUGAGCUAAGGUUUGGUUCUACUUGAACUGGGAUAUCAGUUGCAUUUCUAUUGUGCCAUACGAUCAAAUGGGAUUAUCCCUUGAUGCUUUGGCCAGCAAACAACGUUUGAAGUGUCGAUGAUGGUAGCAAACACGGCAGUCAAUUUCCGUAGGGUGGUGUCGUAGAGCCACAAAUUAUUCAACUCCUUGACGAAGGAGAAUCCGUCUGGUUAAAGGAGGACAUUCUGUUGCCAAUGGCUCAACGGCUUUCAUUUGCUUUGUUUUAGAUUAGAUUAGUUUAGGGAGAAUCUAAAUCCAAGCUGACUAUCAACACGCAUUUGGGAUUGUUUCAGUUCAAUAGGCUCCCAUUUGGCAUAUCAUCAGUCCCUGGGAUUUUUCAAGGGUUUAUGACACAAAUUCUAGACGGAAUUGAAGGUGUGGUGUGUUACUUGGAUGACAUCCUCAUCUCAGCCCCUGGCAGGCAGACACAUGAUGAAAGGUUGGAAGUGGUACUCACACGCCUUGAGACACACAGUGUAAGAGUGAAGGCACAAAAGUGUGAGUUCUUUUAGAACUAGGUAGAGUACUUGGGUCAUAAGAUGUACAAGGAUAGUCUACACCCCAUCAAGGGUAAAGUUGAUGCGAUCAAGAACGCGCCCACUCCCAGAAACAUAUCUGAGAUACCAUCCUUUUUAGGAUGGCACAUCCAUUUCGCCCAUCACUUUUAGCAACCUUGGAAAAAUAAGAUGUCAUUAGUCUUUGGACGCACUAAUGACAUCUUAUUCUUCCAAGGUUGUUAAAAGAAACACGUUAGUUACUUUAGACUUUAGAGAUACAGCGUGGAAACAGGCCCUUCGUCCUACUGAGUCUGCGCCGACCAGCAAUCAUCCCGUACACUAGCGCAAUCCUACACACGAGGGACAAAUUACAAUUUUAACCAAUCCAAAUAGCCUACAAACCCUCACGUCUUUGGGAUGUGGGAGGAAACCAGAAUACCUGGAGAAAACCUACGCAGUAACAGGGAGAAGUUGCAAACUCCACACAAACAGCACCUACAGUCAGGAUUGAACCUGGGUCUCUGGCACUGUAAGGCAGCAAUUCUGCCCCCACUGUUACUUGAUAGAAUCUGAAGAACCAUGUGGAAUUACAGAAUUCUGCUUGUACUAGCUCUGAACGAUUUAUCCACUUAAUGCUCCCCCCUUUCCUCUUUGACAUGCGCCUUUGAAUUGUUUUAAAAAAUAUAUAUUAUCAUUGAGUUUUUUUUACCACUUUUUAAGGGAAUAUAACCUAGGUCAUAAUUUGCAGAGUGAAAAAUAAUUCCUCCUUCUCUUCCCCUGGCAUUUUUGCUAGUUUCUAUACCCUUGCUUCCUCCAAUUCAAGAAAUGGUCUUUCCAGUUUGGCUCCGUCAAACCGCUUGUAGAGAAAUCCACAGACUGUCGAAAGCAGCUGCUUCAAAGUCCUUGGAGAAGAUUCCUUGAAAGCCCUGUGUUCUUCCCAGCCCUUGGUAUCGAUGACAUUUCUUUGAGAAGGUGGGGUUACUGUGUUACUGUUUAUACUGCUGUUUUCUUUCCAGACAUGUCAGACCAGCGCCCAGGAAGCAAACCAUUGAAAAUGAAACACACGAGGAAACAUAGAAACAUAGAAGUUAGGUGCAGGAGUAGGCCAUUCGGCCCUUCGAGCCUGCACCGCCAUUCAAUAUGAUCAUGGCUGAUCAUCCAACUCAGUAUCCCGUACCUGCCUUCUCUCCAUACCCUCUGAUCCCCAUAGCCACAAGGGCCACAUCUAACUCCCUCUUAAAUAUAGCCAAUGAACUGGCCUCAACUACCCUCUGUGGCAGAGAGUUCCAGAGAUUCACCACUCUCUGUGUGAAAAAAGUUCUUCUCACCUCGGUUUUAAAGGAUUUCCCCCUUAUCCUUAAGCUGUGACCCCUUGUCCUGGACUUCCCUAACAUCGGGAACAAUCUUCCUGCAUCUAGCCUGUCCAACCCCUUAAGAAUUUUGUAAGUUUCUAUAAGAUCCCCUCUCAAUCUUCUAAAUUCUAGAGAGUAUAAACCAAGAAUAUGAGGAGGCUUUUGAGAAUGACUCAAUUGAAAAGGUGGUGGUGGCACGGAAGGUGUGUGUUGCCAAUCAAUUCAUCGUUUUCUAGUUGUAGUCUAAUUUUCUGAUGUUUUACACUGCAUCGUGCCCCUAACACCCCACCCCAGUGAACAGGGCAACUCUGGAAAACCUGCUUCCAUGUACAUACUAACCAAUAAAUAGGAUACAUAGUACAUCGGUUUGGAGUGGGUGAUUCAGGCAUCAACACAGAAAACCUGGCCUGGUUUCAUUGUCCAGCAGACAUCCGAUAUAUGGGUGCGCAAUGCUGAUAUUUUGGACGUUCUGUAUCAGAUGAUGUUGCACCUGCCACUUCCUACUUUGAAGAGGUUCUCCUCCUCUCUCUGCCAAUUCUGCAACAUCCUCUCUCACUGCUCCUCCUCUGCGCCAUAUAUCUGGACUCCUUCUACACUGAUUCUCAGCCUGAAGAAGGGUCUCGAAACGUCACCCAUGUCUUCUCUCCAGAGAUGCUGCCUGUCCUGCUGAGUUACUCCAGCAUUUUGUGUCUAUUGUCAGUGUAAACCAGCUUCUGCAGCUCCUUCCUACACUAUUCUUCAUUACUGGGUGCAAUGCGGGGGCCCAGCCUUGCAGGGAGAUCCUGAUGAAUUGCUGGGGAAUUACAGACUUGGUUGCUUGCCUUAUGUUCCAGCAGCAGAAACUAAUGACUACAUGGUAUGCUGUUCUGAAAAUGGUAAAUGCUUAGCAACAGCAAAUUGGGUUGUGUGAAAAGACUGACGGAUUACAAAUGAAAAACAAUUAUAUUUUUGCACUCUGAAGCAUUGAAGGCCAGUCUCGGCAGAUUCACUGGAUUAUUUCAUUGCUGGAUAUCAUGUGGGACCCAGCUCUGCUGGGAGAGCCCGGCAAAAUGCUGCAAAAAUGUUUCUCAGACCCUAAUCCAGGUCAGUUGUUACACAGGAUCUGACACUCCCUAUGUUUCUGUGGUAUUCUAGGCUUGUUGAUUCAGUGGCAAAGGAUAAAUACUAGUGGUAGAGUCCAGGACAGAAACCAUCGCCUCAGAAUAAAAGGACCUACCUUUGGAAAGGAGGAGGAAUUAUUUUGCGAGAUCUUGGUGAAUCUGUGGAAUUCAUUGCCACAGAAGGCUGCAAAGGCCAAAUCAUUGGGUAUUUUGAAGGUAGAUUCUUGGUUUGUAAGGGUAUCGGGAGUUAUAGGGAGAAGGCACGAGCAAGGGGUUGAGAGGGAAAGUUAGAUCAGCCAUGAUUGAAUGGUGGAGUAGACUUGAUGGGCCGAAUGGCCUAUUUCUACUCCUAUAACAUGAACUUUUGUAAG
This is a messenger RNA of Leucoraja erinaceus (little skate), 7157 nucleotides long. RefSeq lists its product as uncharacterized. The record is from RefSeq and is a predicted model, not a curated record. The coding region runs from base 3048 to 3824 and encodes 258 amino acids. Lineage: Eukaryota; Metazoa; Chordata; Chondrichthyes; Rajiformes; Rajidae. The transcript has 10 exons.